AUGCUUACCGAAAAGCCAUUUCAUCAUAAGGCAGGCUCACUAAAACAAUCCAAUAAGCCAUUUAAGUCUAAACAUGCAACAAAAGGAGCCAUUAAAGACAAAAUAAAAGGCAAAUUCUUUAAGAAAAAAUGUAAAGUCAACAGGAAAUCUAUAAAGCAUUCGGGUGCAAAUACGCGUUCAAUUUCAAGAGUUGAUAGACGCAAUGCGGCGAAAUUGGAACAACAAAAGAAGAGAGAAGAGGUGCUGAAGACGAACAGAUUUUUUGAAGGAAGGCAUGGAACACCUAAAAUUGUGGCCGUGAUACCAUUAUGUCCCGAUGUAGAUUCUUAUAAUGCUAUAAAGUCUAUUUAUAGUAGUAUUGAUUUACAAGAACCGUCUAUUUUUAAAGGCAUUGCUCAUAUGAAUGCUGAAAGGUUUAAACAUACAAUUCAAUUCAUCCUUCUUGAAAGGAACUUUAUUGACAUUUUGGAUGCUUGUAAAAUCGCGGAUUAUGUAUUAUUUGUUGUAUCGGCUGAAGUAGAAGUUGAUCCAUUUGGUGAAUCAUGUUUAAAGGCUAUACAAUCUCAAGGAUUACCCACUGUUAUAACUACUACUAUGCACAUGGAAAAAAUUUCACAAAAGAAGCGUAACGAUGUUAAGAAAUCUUUACUUAGUUAUAUGAAACAUUUCUUCCCUGAUGAAGAAAAGAUUCAUUCUGCAGAUCAAAUCCAGGAUGCACUUAAUGUAUUAAGGACAAUUUGCACUCAACGUCCUAAACAAAUUUUAUGGAGAGACAUUCGUCCAUAUAUGUUGACUGAAGAGUUGAUUUAUGAGCCAAAUAAUGAUAAUUUCGGGACUCUUAAGGUUACGGGAUAUUCUAGAGGUGUACCAUUUUCAGCCAAUCGUUUAGUGCAUUUGCAAAACUUUGGUGAUUUUCAAUUGGAACAGAUCACUGUUUCUAGGAAAAUUGCCGAUGAUAAAGAUUCGGAAGAGAAUUUUCAAAUUUUGCAUAUGGCUGAUCCUAAAUUACAGGAUUCGCUUAUAUCAGAGAAUGAGCCAACUUUUAUGGAAAAUGAGCAAACAUGGCCAACUGAAGAAGAAAUGGCCGGAAUGGAAGUACAUUCAGAAUCAAUGCGACCAGAUGAUAUGCCGGAUGCGCUUCCUGGCACUACACCAAAAAAAAUUAUGAAACAAGUCGGCAAUGAGAGUGAGGGAGAAUAUGAGGAAAUUGAGAUUGAGACAAAAACAACCAGUUUGAAUGAUCCUAUGUUGGGCCCAGAGGAAGAAGCUAGACAGUUAAAAGAAUAUUUGGCCAAUCGUGAAAAACAACGUCGUGAUGAUCUUGAGUUCCCAGAUGAAGUAGAUACACCUUUAGGCAUCACAGCUCGUACUCGAUUUCAAAGAUACCGAGGCUUGCAAAGUUUUCGUACUUCACCGUGGGAUCCAAUGGAAAAUUUACCAAUUGAUUAUGCUCGUAUAUUCCAGUUUGAGAAUUAUCAAAGGACAAAACAUAGAGUUAUAAAUGAGGCUGCUGUAGGCGGAUGUGGAAUUAAGGGUGCGCGAAUAACGCUACAUUUAUCUAAUGUCCCAAAAGAAGUAGCAGAGUCAUACGACCCAUCUCGACCAUUCAAUGUAUUUGGAUUACUGGAAUAUGAGCACAAAACUUCUGUAAUGAAUUUUGUUGUCACCAGAAACAAUGACUACAAAGAACCAAUUAAAUCAAAAGACCCACUUAUUUUACAUUGUGGAUUUCGUAGAUAUUUAGUAAAUCCAAUUUAUUCACAAAACACACAAAGAGGAAAAGGAACGAAUAAUGUUCAUAAAUUUGAAAGAUUUCUUAACCCUGGAAGAACUUGUAUUGCUUCUAUUUAUGGACCGGUGCAAUUUGGUCAUUUACCUAUGAUGCUUUUUAAAGAUACCGAAGAUAUUAAUGCUCCAAUACUUGUGGCUACAGGAAGCUUUUUGAAUUCAGAUCCAAAGAGAAUAAAUGCUAAACGUAUUAUUCUUACAGGACAUCCGUACAAAAUUCAUAAAAAAUCUGCGGUCAUUCGAUACAUGUUUUUCAAUCCUGAGGAUGUAUUAUGGUUUAAGCCUGUACAAUUAACAACCAAAUAUGGACGUACCGGACAUAUUAAAGAAAGUUUGGGUACACAUGGAUAUAUGAAAUGUGUAUUUGAUUCACCUAUCACACAACAGGACACUGUGAUGAUGAAUUUAUACAAACGGGUAUUUCCCAAAUGGAACACAACUACGCUAUGGAAAGGAGGAUUAGAUGGAACGAUUGUGAAAUCAACGUCGAUCGUUAAUGAUAAGAAUGCGAAGAUUGACGAUUUUGAAAUGGAGAUGUGA
Funneliformis caledonium is the source of this 2328-nucleotide messenger RNA. NCBI's taxonomy places the organism in Eukaryota, Fungi, Glomeromycota, Glomeromycetes, Glomerales, Glomeraceae. The record is from the annotation of a GenBank genome assembly.